Protopolystoma xenopodis is the source of this 723-nucleotide messenger RNA. The record is from the annotation of a GenBank genome assembly. Lineage: Eukaryota; Metazoa; Platyhelminthes; Monogenea; Polystomatidea; Polystomatidae.
AUGAAUCUCGCUUUCCAAUUGCCAGAUGAUACGUGUGAUCCGCCGCCAACUGCAUAUCGAGAGUCUCCGAGAAACCGUCACGUUUGGUUGCACUGCCUUGAGUUCUCGUACACGCAUACUCUCGGCGCCGAUGGCCCUCUCAACGAAGGCUCCGGUUCAACAACAGCCAAAUCAUCCGCCAACUCAACUUCUUCGGCUCCUGAAGAUGACCCAUUUUGGUCGCGUGUUCAUGCUCAUCUUCAGCCCUCUCCUCGAUUGACCCGUCUUGUCUGGGGCAACCAGCCCGAGGUGGGAAUGACGCAAACCGCAACAGGCAUUGAUGUUCAAAGUGAAUUUUCCAGUUUCCGUCGUCUCGAGCUGAAUGGUGAAGUUGGUGUACCGCAUUCCAUGCGAGCACAAGUUUGGCCCAGACUUUCUGGCGCUCUGAUACGAAGACGCAGCAGUGGACAAGUCUGCGGACCUGGCAAAUCGUCCGGAAGUGGAGGCGGAGCUGGUCUUCGUGCCUGGAAAAGUGUGUUCAACCAACUGUCUGGAAGUGACGACUUGGGCGAUGGUAAUUUCACCUACUCGAAUGUGCUUCGAGUCAGUUCUGACGAGAAUUUGCCGGCCGGAAAGCAGAUUGAAAAGGUGUUGCAUUGGCUAUUUAAUCUUUGCUCACUUCGUGAUUUACCUUUUUUUCUUUCAUCUCUUUUUACUGCAGAUAAAGCUCUUUUCGCUUCAUAA